AUGAAGCUCGUAUUUAAAAGUAUCGAAAGGGAUGGAUGCGGGAGUAUCGGCCUUGUCCCUGAGGAGUCUGAAGACAUGUGGCAUGCCUACAAUCUGGUUGCUGUGGGUGAUGCGGUCACAGCGUCCACUGUUCGGAAAGUUCAGACUGAAUCCUCCACGGGUUCAUCAACCAGCAAUCGUGUGAGGACCACCCUCACCAUUACUGUGGAGACCAUCGAUUUUGAUACUCAGGCAUGUGUGCUGAGGUUGAAGGGACGCAAUAUUGUGGAGAACCAAUAUGUAAAGAUGGGUGCGUACCACACAUUAGAUUUAGAAUUAAAUAGAAAAUUCACUUUACAAAAACCAUUAUGGGACUCAGUGGCUUUGGAGAGGGUAGAGAUGGCUUGUGAUCCAGCGGCUAGUGCCGAUGUGGCUGCAGUAGUGAUGCAGGAGGGCCUAGCUCAUGUUUGUCUGAUCACACCCUCAAUGACUUUGGUCAGAUCAAAGAUUGAUAUUACUAUCCCUAGGAAACGAAAAGGAUUUGUUCAACAACAUGAAAAGGGUCUAAACAAAUUCUAUGAUGCUGUAAUGCAAGCAAUCUUGAGGCAUGUAGACUUCAACAUUGUCAAAUGUGUAAUUGUUGCAUCACCGGGAUUUGUAAAGGAUCAGUUCUUUGAGUAUAUGAUGCAACAAGCUGUGAAAACUGAUAAUAAACUGUUAAUUGACAAUAAAAGUAGAUUCUUAUUAGUCAAGGCUUCCUCGGGCUUUAAACACUCAUUAAAAGAGGUAUUACAAGAACCGGCUGUAAUGGCCAAAAUAUCGGACACGAAGGCUGCCAGUGAAGUUAAACUACUGGAGAAUUUUUACACUAUGUUGCAACUUGAGCCAGCAAAAGCUUUCUAUGGGAAGAAGCACAUUGAACGAGCAAAUGAGGCUUUAGCCAUUGAGACUUUAAUGAUUUCUGACAAACUGUUUAGGUGUCAAGAUAUACAGCAAAGGAAAGAGUAUGUAGCUCUAGUUGAUGCAGUUCGAGAGAAUGGAGGUGAAGUGAGGAUUUUCUCUAGCAUGCAUGUAUCUGGGGAACAGUUAGACCAAUUGACUGGAAUAGCAGCCGUUCUACGUUUUCCUAUGCCAGAGCUGGAAGACAGUGACGCAGAAGGCGACAGCGACUCUGAUUAG
Molecule: messenger RNA, 1158 nt
Organism: Spodoptera littoralis (African cotton leafworm)
Lineage: Eukaryota; Metazoa; Arthropoda; Insecta; Lepidoptera; Noctuidae
Source: the annotation of a GenBank genome assembly